Molecule: messenger RNA, 1620 nt
Organism: Malassezia globosa CBS 7966
Lineage: Eukaryota; Fungi; Basidiomycota; Malasseziomycetes; Malasseziales; Malasseziaceae
Exons: 1
Coding region: 1-1620 (539 amino acids)
Biological process (GO): cleavage in ITS2 between 5.8S rRNA and LSU-rRNA of tricistronic rRNA transcript (SSU-rRNA, 5.8S rRNA, LSU-rRNA)
Cellular component (GO): nucleus
Molecular function (GO): polynucleotide 5'-hydroxyl-kinase activity
Source: RefSeq, a predicted model, not a curated record
AUGGAGCCAAGUCCUACGCACGAAGACCAUUGCGAUCUAUUCCCUGAUUGUGACACUGUCGUGCGUCUUGAGAGCAUGCGAUGUGGUCUUGAGCAACUGUCGCGUGUGUGUCCUGUUGCUGGCAUGGACCCGUUUUCGAUGCACCGCGCUCUUCCGGGAUGUACGUUUACCCUCCUUUCGGAUGCGUCAGAUGUUUUAUGCAUGCCCAACGAAUGGCUUGACACACUCGAUGAACUUGCGUCUCUCCCCAGUCGGGUGCCAGGCAUUGUGGCUGUGCGUGGCUUGAAAAACUCCGGCAAGUCAACGUGCGCACGUAUGCUGCUUCAUGCAUUUCUAACAAGAGGUGAACACCGUUUUGUCGCGUACAUGGAACUGGAUGUUGGCCAGCCCGAGUUUGGUCCACCUGGCAUGCUGUGUCUGCACGUGUUCGACUCGCAGCGCGAGCAUGGCCUCUUUGCACCGGGCUGGUGCACGGCACGAAUGCCUGUGCGAGCGCAUUUUCUCGGCGAUAUCACCCCGCGCGAUGACCCUGCACGCUACAUGGCUGCCGUUUCGGAUCUGGUCGACACGUAUCGCUCGCAGUACCAAUUUUACCAAUCAGCGCAGCGAGUGGAAGAGCAAUUGUAUUUGCCUGCAACAUCAGAAGGCACAUUGCGAGCUGAUCGCACGAUACCCCUCAUUGUUAACACGCAUGGAUGGCUGAAAGGCUUGGGUCUUGAGCUUGUGCAACACGUCACUGCUACGCUGAUGCCGACGCAUGUGCUUGAUGUUGGCCCAACACCGUGUCCUGAUGCCACUCAUACACUUGUGCCGUUCCCAGAGACGUUGGACGGACGCGCUUCCGUGCCACAACGACGUCUGAAUGCAGCCGAGUCGCGAACACUUAGUCUUCUGACCUAUAUGCACAUGACGCGCCUUGCUAGUCCGGGGGUGCGUGCGCAGUGGAACUUUGCUAGUGCGUUAGUUGCGCAGCGCCCUUGGGUCGUCGAUGUCUCCUCGGGACUAGGUGCCGGGUUUGCUGCUUUGGACACAGGGGCGCAUGUAGAUGAGGCUUUGACGCUUUUGGCGAUGAAUGGCGCAUUGGUCGCCAUUGUCCAGGCGCCUGAGCAUGUCGCUGACGGCGAGACUAAAGUUCCAGAUGUGUGGCGCACGGCCAUUCAACGUGGCCGUGAUUUGUUGACACGAACUAUGCCACCCAUGGCGCCUACUUUGGGCCUUGCGCUUGUUCGUUCCAUUAAUAUGGAGCAAAAACAAAUGCAUCUCCUGACACCAAUUAGCGGACCGGACCUACAUCAACGCAUAUACAAGACAGGUUUGCCCAUUGGACUACUACAAGGUGCACUUGAUUUACCUUUUUGGGGUGCUUUGGAUGCGGAAACCUAUGCGGAUGUGAUGCAGUGGCGACGGGGUGGGCAGCCAAGCACGCACCUCGCAGGUGUGCCAUGUGCGGAUGUGCCGUACUUAUUGUGGCCCAGCGAGUUCUUGGCACGAGCGACUCAUUGUGAGGACGACGCGGCCUUGUCUCCGUCAGGCUCAUCAGCCGAGCCACUCGGUGCACGACCGCGCAAGGUGCGACGUAAUCUGAUGAGGCGCCGACACAAGUCUACAGCGCUAAUCUGA